AUGCCUUCCAUCAAAUCCACCGUUGCUCUCCUACUCGCCGCUGCUGGCGGCGCAGCCAGCCGCGAAAUCUUUGUAUCGCCCACUGGCAGCGGUUCUGGAACCCUCACUGCGCCUUUCGGAUCCAUCCAGUCGGCCGUCAAUGCUGCAGCUGCUGGCGACACCAUCUACUUGCGCGCCGGCACGUAUGCGCCGUCGAAAAACAUCCAGUUCUCGAAGAGUGGUACCAGGACGGCACCCAUUACGGUGAAGCCCUACAAUAAGGAAAAGGUCAUCAUCAACGGAGAGAACCUCCCCGGCACCCCCAAGGCCUUGGAUGAAGCUCUCCCCAACGGAGAGCGAGGCAUCUUCCACAUCCAGAAUGCCAACUACUGGGCCUUUUAUGAUCUGGAGAUGAUCAAUGGACCUUACGGCAUCUACGCCCGUGAUGCAUCUCACAAUUUCUACAAAGGUCUCUCGACCCACGAUAACUAUGAGACUGGUUUCCAGCUUGAAGGUGCCUCGUCCAAUAACACCGUAGAGAACCUUGACUCGUAUCGCAACCGCGAUCCCCGCAAGAACGGAGAGAGUGCCGACGGCUUCGCUUGCAAAUCGGGCAAGGGAACGGGCAACGUCCUGAGAAACGCGAGACUAUACGAGAACGUCGAUGACGGACUGGACCUUUUCAUGUUCGAAUCGCCUAUCACUCUCGAGGAGGUUUACGCUUGGGGUAACGGAGUCAACCGAUGGGGAUUUUCUCCCUUCGAGGGCGACGGCAACGGUUUCAAGCUGGGCAUCACCAACAACCCCCCCGCCAACCAUAUUGUGCGCAACUGCAUCGCCUUCAGCAACCUGAAGAAGGGUUUCAUCGACAACGGCAACCCUGGAUCCCUCACCUUCACCCGUAACACGGCCUGGAAGAAUGGCGACGUGGGUUUCAACAUGCGCAGCUCUUCGUCGUCCAUGAAGGGUAAUAUCGCCGUCUCCAACACCGGUAGCCAAGUCUCCCUCGUCAGCUCUGUGACGGCUUCGGGCAACUCGUGGAACUCUGGUUCCUGGAGCGACUCGUCUUUCAAGAGCACUGAUGCCAGCAAGCUGAAGGGAGCACGUGGUUCUGACGGACGAGUCCAGGCAAGUGAUUUCUUGAUUCCUAGCUCUGGUCAGGCAAUUGGAGCCACCACUCGGAGUAAAAUCUGA
This is a messenger RNA of Ilyonectria robusta, 1173 nucleotides long. RefSeq names its product family 9 polysaccharide lyase. The coding region runs from base 1 to 1173 and encodes 390 amino acids. The transcript has 3 exons. The record is from RefSeq and is a predicted model, not a curated record. Lineage: Eukaryota; Fungi; Ascomycota; Sordariomycetes; Hypocreales; Nectriaceae.